This is a messenger RNA of Carcharodon carcharias (great white shark), 2775 nucleotides long. RefSeq names its product interleukin-17 receptor B. The record is from RefSeq and is a predicted model, not a curated record. Lineage: Eukaryota; Metazoa; Chordata; Chondrichthyes; Lamniformes; Lamnidae. Gene Ontology annotation, molecular function: interleukin-17 receptor activity. Bases 59 to 1786 code for a protein of 575 amino acids. The transcript is spliced from 13 exons.
UUCGGGAUUGAGAACGGCGUGAGCGAGAAAACUUCAGCAGGAAAAGAAGACACCACUCAUGAUGAACGUAAACGCAUUAUUGUUACUUCAUUUUGUUGUUUCCGCUGUGGUAACGGACUCUGUAACGAUAACCUGCGAAAGAAAGCAAUUUAAUGAACCUCCAUCAGAGUGGACAAUGUCACAUGAAAGGACCCCUUCAGAUAUUUUAGAUCUUAAAGUUCAGCUACAACUGUCUGAAAAAAGUCAGCUUCCAGUGCUUAAUAUCAGCUGGAUCAUCAGCCCAGAUGGAAGUAUUCAAGAACUUCGCGCUACUAUGAUAUGCAUUCAAAAUGGACAAGGAAUCUGUCUUCGAUGCAAUUACAGUGCCUUGUUCAAAAGGGCACGAAAUCCUCAAGGUCAACCAUGGCAGUUUCAUUAUGCUGAAUAUCCUGUUGAUCCAGAAACCUGGUACUUUGUGAACGCUUUCAACAUCCCAACAUCAAAUAUUGAUGAAUUCCCACCUGAGAAAUUAGCAAGUUUUUUCACACCAUCUUGUGAUGAUGUGAUAAUGAAAAAUCAUAAAAACUGCGAAGAUGUUCAUUGGAAUCCAAACAUAUCUCUGUGUAUGGUCAAUAAUGACGUGGUAAUCAAUUUUACUACCACUGCAAAUUCAUUAAAUUAUGAUGUUGACCUGGUAAUAUGUGAUCGCUUUGUGGCACCAAUACUUAAUGCAACUACAAUUCCUCAGGCAAACAUGGCAGAUAGAUUUGUGCACAGCAAGAUCCAACAACCAGCAAAUGAAUGGAAGUCAAAUGGAUCAAGAAUAUCUAUAACAUUUGUGAGGAAUGACGUCCUGGAUCUUUCUGAACAAUUUUGUGUAAUAAUAAAACCGUAUUUCCCUGUAUGUCAUCACUACUGUCAUUCACGUGAAGAAGUGCUCAACUGCUCCAAGAGAAAUGACUACAAGAUACCAAACACUGAAGGUAGAGCGCAAUCAAUUGCAAGAAACCUGAGCAAUCGACACCCAUAUAUGGUCUUUGGUUUCAUUGUACUCAGUGUGAUCCUACUGGCUUUGGGAGCUGGGCUGUUCGUAAUUCACAAACUAAAUAAAGUCAAAGAAAUAGUCGUAUUCACCAAUGAUGCACAACUACUGCAACCAGUUAAAGUCCUAAUUGUUUACUCCAUGGAUAACACGCUCUUCCAAAACGUUGUCCUGACUUUUGCUGAAUUAUUGCAGAGGUCCAGUGGAAUCCAGGUAAUCAUUGAUAUGUGGCAAAAAAGAAGCAUUGCUGAAAUGGGCCCUGCUCAAUGGCUUGCCUUGCAGAAGGAGAUUGCAGAUAAGAUCAUUAUUAUAUGCUCCAAAGGUGCCAAAAUGAAGUGGGAUGCCAUUUGUCACAAACCAAACAUUGAUCAAAAAAUGAAUAAUUCUGAGAAUAUGUAUUCUACUGCCAUAAGUAUAUUUUGCAGUGAUUUGCAAAGUGGUUCACAUCUGCAUAAGUAUAGUAUUGUCUAUUUUGAUAAAAUAAGCUCAGCCAACGAUAUUCCUGGUAUUUUCAGUUCAUGUGUGAAAUACUGCCUUGGGAAAGACAUCAAUAAGCUUUACAAAAAUCUACAUGGUGCCUCACAGAAAACAUGUAGCAAACAUGCUAUUCUGAUGCCACAUUACGAUUACAAAAUACCAUAUAAUCACAAGAUGAAUAAAGCAAUUUUGGAAUUUAAGUAUUGGCAAAAUAUUAAUUCAACUUCACUUGAGAUUACAGUGGAGGAUUUAGAAUCCUCACAUGCAAAAAAUCUCCAAACGAACUGAUACAGAACAGCCUUCUCCCUAGCUCUAACUACAGACCAGAGACUGUAGUAUCAGCCUCAAUUCUUGGUCUGUGUUGGGGUGACCAAUCUCAGUCAUUGGCUCUGUGACCUCAUUUUCAAAAAUUGUCCACAAAUACUGCUGUCAAUCAAGCAGCUCACACUGGAAUUACGUGUGUGUGAAUGCUAAGUUAUCAGAAGGUUUAGGUCAAAUAUUCUGAUGGCACUUACUGUUUCUAUCCUCAAAAGAACAACCUCAGUUUCUCCAGAGCCUCCACAUAAUUGAAAUCCUUCAUCCCUGGUACCAUUCUAGUAACUCCCUUUUGUACCCUACCUAAGGCCUUGACGUCCUUCCUAAAGUGUUGUGCUCAGAAUUGAAUACAUCCAUUUGAGGCCUAGCCAAUGUUAUAUAAUAGUUUAACAUGACUUCUUAGCUUUUGUACUCUAUUUGUAAAUCCAAGGGUCCAAUAUGCUUUUUUAAUGGCCUUUUCAACGUGGCCUGUCACCUUAAAUAUUUGUAUAUAUACACCCCAAGGUUUCAGUGUUCCUGUACCCCCUUUAAAAUUGUACCAUUAUGUUUAUUUUGCUUAGAAGAGUGCUAUGGUGUGUAUUUAAAUAAGAUAAACAUUCUCUGAAAUGAUCAUAUUCUGUAGGUAAAAUGAAAAUAAUAAUGCAAUUAUAUGUAUACAAAAAUGCAGCCAAGUGUUUCUUUCUAUUUUAUCUUUUGAUAUUUUUUAAGUUAGUUUCUUUAAAUAUUGACUUUUACACGAACUUCCAAAAGCUAGGACAGAGUUUGACCAUGAUUUUUCCAUGGAUGAAAAUAUAUCUGGAUUGCUGACAUUCUCACUGUUUUCCAGGCUGUAGGUGGAAAGUCUACUUCCAUCUACAAUAAAACAAAAAUAACUCAAAGGGAGACAUCUGUUGACAUAGAAUCACUGUGGUCAUUUAAUCACAAAGUUUAUUCAGAUGUUAUUAAAUAUUUAUUAAAAAACA